CCACUCGAUCCCGACUUCGACGACGAGAAGGAGCGCCGCAACGAAGAGCUCUCGCAUUGGGACAAACAGUUCAUCGAUAUCCCAGAUCAGGGCGACCUCUUCGACAUCAUAGCCGCCGCCAAUUACAUGGAUAUCAAGGGUUUGGUGGAAGUCGGCGCUAAACACAUCUGCGCUAAGAUUAAGGGCAAGACCUGCACCGAAGUCCGUGAAAUGCUUAAGAUUCACAAUGACUUCACUCCCGAAGAAGAGGCGGCCAUUCAUAAGGAAAACGAAUGGAUUUAUGCUAAGGAUUAG
This is a messenger RNA of Medioppia subpectinata, 294 nucleotides long. NCBI's taxonomy places the organism in Eukaryota, Metazoa, Arthropoda, Arachnida, Sarcoptiformes, Oppiidae. The record is from the annotation of a GenBank genome assembly.